AUGAAUGGCUCGGUGCCCGGCACAUUAUACCUCACAACCUCCUACCUCUGCUUCAAAUCGGCGGAUCGGCACACGGCACUCUUUAUCUUGCCACUCUAUGCCGUCAGCCGGGUCGAGCGUGUUUCUUCGCGUACAUUCCAGUUUUGCUUGUCAAUAAAGACAUGGCACAAGAUGACCAUGACCAUACAAUUUAUUGGCUUGCGCCAUGCCAACGAGCAUUUCUGCGACCUGCUCAAGAAAGGCCUGCAAGACAACUUGUCAAAUAUGAAGAUCCUAAAGCCCUUUCUUUCUGGUUGCUGGUCAGAACACUUGCUUGCACCAAAAAUUGAUGAGCCACCGGGAGGCAUGGGCGACAAGUUUGGCUAUCCGGGCGAUGUGAAGAAGCUGAAGGACCGCUCAAAAAUGCGAUUGUGGAAGGAGUAUCUCACAGAGAAUGGCCGCAACCUAACGCUUGUCCGCUUCCCGACAUUUUCAAAGCUUGUUCGGGUUGGACUGCCCAACAAGCUACGAGGCGAGAUCUGGGAGCUCACAAGUGGAGCGAUGCUUUCUCGGUGGGCGCAUCCAAAUGAGUACAGAGACUUGCAGGAAAAUAAUGCUGGCAAGAGCACGCUCAGUAUGGAGGAAAUUGAGAAAGACCUCAAUCGCAGCUUGCCCGAGUAUCCGGGUUACCAAGAAGACCACGGUAUUGGCGCACUCCGUCGUGUGCUCACAGCCUAUUCUUGGAAAGAUCCUGAGCUGGGCUAUUGCCAAGCAAUGAACAUCGUCGUCGCUGCUCUCCUCAUCUACACUUCUGAAGAGCAAUCCUUCUGGCUCCUGCAUACACUCUGCUCAGAGAUGCUACCUGGGUAUUAUUCUACAACCAUGUAUGGCACGCUUCUAGAUCAGAGCGUCUUUGAAUCGCUGUGCGAAAGGACAAUGCCAGUCCUGUGGUCGCAUUUCCAAAAGUCUGAUUUGCAGCUUUCUCUUGUUUCUCUGCCCUGGUUCCUUUCUCUCUACAUCAACUCGAUGCCCCUUGUUCUAGCUUUUCGAGUGCUGGAUUGCUUUUUCCUAGAAGGGCCGCGUGUCCUCUUCCAGGUCGGCUUGGCAAUCCUGCGCAUUAAUGGUGAAGAGUUGCUCGAUGUCACAGAUGAUGGCUCGUUUAUCGAGUGCCUGAAGCGCUACUUUCUCACCUUGGACGACUCGGCGCAUCCAAAUUCUGAAAAUCCCAAAGCGAGAGCAGUGACAAAGUUUCAGGAGCUCAUGGUUGUGGCAUUUAAGGAAUUUGCACAAGUCACACACGAAACCGUGAUCACUGAGCGGCGCAAGCACAAGGAGAAGACGCUCAACUCGAUCGAGUCAUUUGCCAAACGCACACAGAUCCGCAGCCUGAGUCAUACUGGCAAGCUUUCUUCAGACGACAUUUCCAUCCUCUACGACCGCUUCCACGAUGCGAUCUACAAACAGCGCGUUGGCUUCGGUGGUCUGUCCGAUACCCGCAUGGAUCAGCAGGCAUUCAAGUCGUUCAUGGCUGGCAUCGCUGACUGGGCGAAGGAGCCCGAUGCUCAAUCUGAAUUCAUGGACCGCCUCUUGCGUCGAUGGGAUGCAGACUUCCGCGGCUCACUCAGCCUACAAAACGUUGUGCGUGGUGUGGCGGAGCUCAAGACGGAUGAGUCGGCAUUACUUGAGCAUAUCGCCUACUUUUUCGAGCUCUUUGACGAUGAUGCUGAUGGAAAGCUGCACAGGGAUGAUGUGCUCAAGCUGACAGAGGCCUUACUUUGGAUCGCGCGGCGAGAGACAGAUGACCUGUACUUGUCCAGCAUCUCAUCCUUCAUCAAGACUUGUUUCACAUUUGCAGAGGAUGAUGCUGCUUCUACUGAAGAUGUGCCACUGGUAGAUCUGCCGACAGAAAAGCCUGUUGCCGCGAUACAGGACCAUGCCAGUAUGUUUGUCACGCUACCAACUUUCCGCAUGGUGGUACUGGCUGAUCCGCUGCUCGAGGCAUUCUUCACACAUCGCUUUGUGCGCAGCAUUCAGAUCACACCUGCAGCAAGUACGAAUCAUGUGCCAAAGGGCAUCAGAGGCAUGCUGGAUGCCGUUGUCUCUGAUGGAACCAAGCUAGCCAGCGAAAUUCGUAAACGGAUGGAAGACUAUGAAGACCAACAUACAAGCCAAGGAGCCAAAGUCGAGAAGGAGGAUGAAGGACCUGAUGCACACGACAGAGAGCUCUUGCAGAACGAUCUACUUUAA
Protomyces lactucae-debilis is the source of this 2226-nucleotide messenger RNA. RefSeq names its product rab-GTPase-TBC domain-containing protein. The transcript has a single exon. Bases 1 to 2226 code for a protein of 741 amino acids. Lineage: Eukaryota; Fungi; Ascomycota; Taphrinomycetes; Taphrinales; Protomycetaceae. The record is from RefSeq and is a predicted model, not a curated record. Gene Ontology annotation, molecular function: calcium ion binding.